AAAAACACCAAAAAUGAGAAGCCUAUACAAGUAGAAGACAAUAACUCAGGUUCACUAGAAUAUAUCAACAAAAGCAACCCUAGUUGGAAUAAACAAGUAGCUCAAAAAACUAAGAAAUUUAAGGAAAUAACAAAUACACAGAAAGAAGAACUUAAAGAAAAUAGAACAUAUAUAACAAAAAAGAAAAUCUUAUCAGUAAAAAGAAAUGACAAUAUAGAAACACUUUUAGAACAAAACAACAAUACUUCUACAUAUAACGAAGAGGUUAUUGAAGUUAAUACAUGUAAUGAAGAAAUCUUUGAAACUAGUACAUGUAAUGAAGAUAAUAUCCAAACAACAACACAUAACAAAGAGGUCUCUAAGGCUAGUACAGAUAACAAAACAACAUGGAAACAACAACUCAAAAUGAACCAAUAA
Cetraspora pellucida is the source of this 417-nucleotide messenger RNA. The record is from the annotation of a GenBank genome assembly. NCBI's taxonomy places the organism in Eukaryota, Fungi, Glomeromycota, Glomeromycetes, Diversisporales, Gigasporaceae.